Tachyglossus aculeatus (Australian echidna) is the source of this 1575-nucleotide messenger RNA. It is a transcript of the gene IFNAR1, whose product is annotated as interferon alpha and beta receptor subunit 1. Lineage: Eukaryota; Metazoa; Chordata; Mammalia; Monotremata; Tachyglossidae. The record is from RefSeq and is a predicted model, not a curated record. Gene Ontology annotation, molecular function: protein binding. The transcript has 11 exons. The coding region runs from base 13 to 1485 and encodes 490 amino acids.
CCGGCCGGAAGGAUGGAGGCCUCGGGCAUGGCUGCCCUCAUGUCAACCCUCCUCGGCCUGCUGCUCCUCCUCGCCUCAGAUGGAGAGAAUCUGGCAGCUCCUCGAGAUGUCCAAAUCUACAUCGUCGAUAGUGCCUUUAUCCUUCAAUGGAGCGUAGGCAACGGAUCCAUUACCAACGUGACUUUUUCAGCAUAUUACCAAGAGUCGAUUGGAGAGGACAUUUGGAAGCCAUUACCGGGAUGCCAGAAUGUCAUCGAAACAAAUUGUGACUUUUCCUCCAAUGAGCUUGUUUUUCAAGAACUCGAUGUUCGCGUCCGAGCCGAAAUGGGGACAGACGCUUCUCCCUGGUCUAAGGUUAUUCGGUUUGUUCCAUUUCUCGUAGAAGUCGAGUUGGAAUCUAAGGACGGGACAGUACUCAUCAGUGUUUCUCCAAAAAGUGGUCAGACCUUCUGGGAAAAUGAAAUCUUAAGUUUUACCUAUGAGUUGAUUAUCUGGAAGAACUCUUCAAGUGAGGAAAAAACCAGUCUACGUAUUCAUCCCAGAGAUGAAAUUCAUAAUCUGGCACCAGAGACCACGUACUGUUUGAAAGUAAGAAUGUUGCUGAAAAAAAAAAUCAGUUUCUUCAGCCCAGUGUUUUGUGUAAAUACUACAGUUGAAAUGCCUCGUCCGAGAAACUUAGAUAUUUCCGCCAUAAACACGAACUACGUCCUUAAGUGGGAUUACCCGGAUGAUGACGCGAGCUUUCGUGUUCAGUGGCUCUUUGGUUUUUACAAGAAAUAUCCGAAGGACUACUCGAAUAAAUGGAAGACGGUAUCUAGUUGUGACAACAUUAGAGCAACGACGUGUGACUUCUCAACAGAAAUUUCCGAAACAGGGAUUUACUAUCUCCGGGUACAAGCGGUAUAUGGAGAAAAUUCAUCACUUUGGUCCCAGGAAAGAAAAUUUAAUCCUUCUGUGGAAGCUAAACUAGGCCCUCCAAGCAUAAAGGUGGAAUCCCAUGAUACUUCUACACUCCACGUCUACAUCGCUGACCCAGGGGAAGCUGAGAACAAGAGUAUGAGUAAAUAUCAUUCCUUAAUUUAUGAAGUUAUCCUCAUGGACAACUCCUCAAAACUUGAGAAGAAAAUGGUAGAAACCGAGAAGUCAUUUAGAGUGCCAAAUUUGAAACCCCUCACUGAGUACUGUUUCAAAGCAAAAGCCUAUAUUAAGGAUGACAAACGCAACAAGAGCAGUAAUUUUAGUAGUGUUGUUUGUGCCGAAACAAAACCAGAAAGAAAAUCCUUCCUCCUGAUUACUUUACUUGUAUCUGCAGCCAUAUUUUUCUUAAUUGUAGUCCCCGUUGCCUUCUCUGGUGUAAUAUUCUUAUGGCGAUGUAUCAAGUAUGUGUUCUACCCAUCUUGCAAACCCCCUUCAAAUUUAGGGGAGCUAUCUCCGAUGUUUUCUCUUCUCCAUGUCUUGAUCAGAGUCUCUACGACCAACAGUUGAAAAGCCUAUUCCUCAUCACCUCGGAGGAACAGACGGAGAGUUGUUAUAUCAUCGAAAACGCCAACACCCCCAAUCCUGAAGAAGCGAACG